Messenger RNA from Sycon ciliatum, 843 nucleotides. RefSeq names its product magnesium and cobalt efflux protein CorC-like. The transcript has a single exon. Gene Ontology annotation, cellular component: plasma membrane. Gene Ontology annotation, molecular function: flavin adenine dinucleotide binding. Bases 1 to 843 code for a protein of 280 amino acids. NCBI's taxonomy places the organism in Eukaryota, Metazoa, Porifera, Calcarea, Leucosolenida, Sycettidae. The record is from RefSeq and is a predicted model, not a curated record.
AUGCUAAAAAGAAUACGGGCCCUCCUAAGAGGUCACAAAGACGUAAACGACCCGAGCCAUCUCAGUCAUCACAAAGGGCAAAAUGGUGGAGAGCUUCCUCCAUCAACAUCACUCAUCGUGCGAGAAAUACAGGCCACACUAUACCGGUUUGGAGAAACGACCGUUAAGGAGAUUAUGAUACCUCGGGUAGAUGUAGUGGGCAUUCCAGUAGACUACCCCAUCCGGGAUAUCGCGGACUUUGUUUCCGAACACGGGCAUUCUCGUUUCCCGGUGUACGAAGAGAGCAUCGAUCAUGUCCUGGGGAUUCUCCAUGCAAAAGAUUUACUGCGUCUGAUCCGCACACCGGAGAAACCUCCUCCCCUCACAGAAUUCUUGCGAAAGGCUACGUUUGUCCCCGAACUGAAACGAAUCGACGAUAUGCUCGUCUCCCUCAAGGCCCUGCAUACCCACAUUGCCAUUGUUAUGGACGAGUAUGGCGGCGUAGCGGGACUCAUUACCCUGGAGGACAUUCUUGAGGAACUCGUUGGAGAAAUACGGGAUGAGUAUGACAACGAAGAAGAAUCAAUAACCCCCAUUGGCGAGAAUCUGUACCGGGUGAGCGCGCGCACCCAUAUCGAGGACUUGGGUAACCACUUAGGUAUCACGUUUGAUAAUACCGAAAACGAUUCUAUUGGCGGAUACGUACAACACAUGCUAGGCCGCGCGCCGCAACUCAGUGACGAGGUAUCGGUACACAAUUUUCGAUUUCGGGUCGAAAGCAUGGACGGCACCAAGCUACAAUGGUUACGGGUCAUUCGAGAACUGGAAAAUCAUCCCCCUUCCGAAGCCGGUGCCAAUACAUAA